Messenger RNA from Procambarus clarkii (red swamp crayfish), 1129 nucleotides. The record is from RefSeq and is a predicted model, not a curated record. NCBI's taxonomy places the organism in Eukaryota, Metazoa, Arthropoda, Malacostraca, Decapoda, Cambaridae.
CCUCACUUCAUCUCCAACAUAACCUCUACCCUCGCAAGCUGUUUAUCUAGUGGAUGAUGGGCAAGCCACUGUGGAUGCUGGUGUUAGUGGGUACAUGGAGUAUGUUUGUGGUGGUGGCGGCAGAGGACACCAUUGUUAAUUCGUACCUGACAGAGCCUUUGUGGCUAGGGCUUGGCUUCCAAAAUCGUAAUUGCCGUGAACUGCAAGAUCACGGCCACAAGACCAGUAGUGUUUACACCAUCUAUCCGUACGACUGCUGCCCAAAACGUCCUGUUCGUGUCUAUUGUGAUAUGGACUCUAAUGGAGGAGGAUGGACUGUAAUUCAGCGUCGAGAAGAUAUACUCCCGCGGGAAGAAUUCUACCGCACAUGGAUGGAAUACGCCUUGGGCUUUGGUAAUCUCUCUGGCGAGUUUUGGCUUGGACUCGACCACAUUCACGCCCUCACUGAGCAGACACUCAACCAAAUACACUUUGACCUGGCAGACUUUGACAAUGCCAUCCGAUGGGCACAGUACCAAUUCUUUUAUGUCCAUGACAGGAGUGCCUCUUAUAAAGUUGAGGUUAAUGGGUAUACUGGAGAUGCUGGUGAUGGCUUCAGCUUUGUCAAUGGCCAGAGAUUCACUACCAAGGAUAAGGAUCUUGACACUUUUGGAGGAAACUGUGCUGUAAGUCACUUGGGCGCUUGGUGGUACACGAGCUGUCAUUCGUCAAACCUAAAUGGCAAAUAUCACAAAGGUAACCACACCUGUUAUGCCGACGGUGUCAACUGGUAUCCUUUUCGAGGUCAUCACUACUCCCUCAAGAGAACCGAGAUGAAGAUCAGACCAGCAUACUAAGGUCUUGUAAAGCAUUAUAAAAAUUGAAAGUGAUUACAGAAAAUUACUACUUAUACAAUGUGAAACACAAAAUAACCUGAUGUAUUACAAAUAUUCUUACACUAGUACAUCUAGUGAAUGAUCUCUGGGAGAUACAUCCAUAUAUUAUGGUUAUAAAAGAAACGGUUUUUUAUGCAGGACUGUAGUAUUAUACUGUUAAAUUAUUAGUUUACAGAUUUUUAAUAUUGUAGUCAGCACGUAAGAAAGUACAUCUGGUGAAAUUUUGAAAAUAAAAUUCAUAUUUUGAUAAAUCA